CAUGGAAAAUGCAGUAGGUAGGUAGAUUCAAGGAAUUUUACAUUGCUUGGUUUAAUUAAUAACCUGGAGAAACAUACAAGACCAAAUCUAAAAGCCAAUAUCGAUGUUAACUCUCAUCCAUUGCCAUUGGCCAGGUCCAACAAAAGAUACUCGAAGUCUAUAUAUAUAUGUUCCCCAAAUCACCUAUGCCAAAAGGCACAUAAACAACUAGCAUUAGCACUCACUACAUCUCAUUAAACAUGGCUUCAAGUAGCGGCUGCUAUCUUUGUGGUUUACUACUUCUGUUGGCUAUUGCUGCAACUGCUUCUUCAACACUAUCUCCGUCUUACUAUGAUCAAGUCUGUCCCAAUGCUUUAACCACUAUUAAACGUGUUGUCGAGGCUGCGGUUUCUAGAGAACGACGAAUGGGUGCUUCUUUGUUGCGCCUGCAUUUCCAUGACUGUUUUGUUAAUGGUUGUGAUGCUUCACUUCUUUUGGAUUCUUCUCCCUCUAUUGAUAGUGAAAAAAAUGCUGCUCCUAAUGUAAAUUCUGCAAGAGGAUUUGAAGUUAUUGACCAGAUUAAAUCAGAGGUGGACGAAGUAUGUGGACGCCCAGCAGUUUCUUGCGCAGACAUCCUAGCGGUUGCAGCUCGGGAUUCCGUAGUUGCGCUAGGGGGUCCAACAUGGGAAGUGCAGCUUGGAAGAAGAGACUCAACAUCAGCUAGUAGAACAAUGGCAGACACAGAUAUUCCAUCACCAUUUAUGGACCUUCCUGCACUUAUUGAAAAAUUCAAGAACCAAGGUCUUGACGAGGAAGAUCUUGUUGCACUUUCUGGUGCCCACACUUUAGGAUUUGCACAAUGUCGUGUAUUCAGAAAUAGAAUAUACAAUGAAUCAAAUGAUAUUGACCCGGAAUUUGCAGAGCAACGAAGAUCAAGCUGUCCAGGAACAGGUGGUGACGCGAACCUUUCGCCUCUAGACCCAACACCUGCAUAUUUUGACAUUUCGUACUUCACUAAUUUGAAAAAUAAUAAAGGGCUGCUUCACUCUGACCAGCAACUCUUCAGUGGUGGAUCGACUGAUGAAAUAGUGUUGAGCUAUAAUUCAGAUGCAGAAGAGUUUUGGGAGGAUUUUGCUGAGUCUAUGGUUAAGAUGGGGAAUAUUAAACCAUUGACAGGAAAUCAAGGCCAAGUUCGUUUGAACUGCAGGAAUGUAAAUUGAUUUUCCACAGUCAAAUAUUUCACAAAUAUAUAACCCACGUUGUUAUAUAUUGUCUUCCUUAUUAUUCUUGUAUCUUAUUUUUCGUUCGGCAUAAUAAUUCGUUGAUUUUAUUUUCUUCAAUAAAUUUUCUGCUCUUCAUUUUAGUGA
Molecule: messenger RNA, 1346 nt
Organism: Ricinus communis (castor bean)
Lineage: Eukaryota; Viridiplantae; Streptophyta; Magnoliopsida; Malpighiales; Euphorbiaceae
Product: cationic peroxidase 1
Exons: 3
Coding region: 240-1199 (319 amino acids)
Biological process (GO): hydrogen peroxide catabolic process; response to oxidative stress
Molecular function (GO): heme binding; peroxidase activity
Source: RefSeq, a predicted model, not a curated record